AUGCUGGGGCGAGGGUUGGGGAUGUCGGCGCCGCAGUGGCGCGGGGACGCACUCGACCUGCGCGUCGCGCUGCGGUCGGGCGGCAACCUCCUAUUCGGGCUCUUCGUGGCCGCCGUCCUCGCGUUCACGCUCCUCGCCGCCGUCCACAGCCCCGACGACCCGCUCCUGCACCCAUCCUCCCACCAGCUCACCGCGUUCCUCACCUCCGCCACCUCCAACUCCACCUUCCUCGCCGACGACUCCGUGCUCCGUACCGGGGAGGACUUCGCCACCGGCUCCAACUCCUCCGAGGACGCCCACGCCACUGUCGGACCCAAGUUCAUCGAGCUCUCCGAUGUUGGAUCCGAGAAAACGGAGGUAGAGACGGAGCAGUCCGUCACCGUCGACACCGACACCGUCACCGACCCCAACUCGGCCGCCCAGGAGGAGAAGCCUAUCGUGGAGGCUGUUUCCUGCGACACGGAGGCGCCGGUGGACUGCACGGGGGAUAGGGAGCUCUUCAACCUGCUCAUGCGUACGUCGAUCGAGAGGUUCCCCGACCUGCACUUCUAUCGCUUCGGCCGCCCCGUCGUGGUGCCGGAGAGCCCCAUGGCGUGCGACCUCGCCUGGCGCUUCCGCCCAGCCGAAGACGCCACAGGACGCACCACCUACUAUAAGGACUACCGCCGGUUCACGCUCACCCGCGAUGUCAACACAUGCUCCCUCGUGGUGGAAAGCAUCGGCGAGUACCACUCCGGCACCGGCGCCAAGCGCAGCGGGCGACGCAAGGGCAAGAAGGGCAAGAAGGGAAAGCGUGAGGCACCGGUGACCACAGACUUCGUGCCAGCCAAGACCCAGAUGAGGAUCGACGAGAAUGGUGCUAAUGCAGACACCACGACUGCUGCAGACCAGGUGUUUGUUGUCGGCGAUGCCGUCAAUGACAGCAUGCCGGUGGUCGCUUCUGAGUCCGAUUUCAGCCGCGGAAGGUACCUCAUUUACAUGGGAGGUGGUGAGAGAUGCAAGAGCAUGAACCACUACAUUUGGGGCUUUUUGUGUGCGCUAGGUGAGGCGCAGUUCUUGAAUCGGACACUUGUUAUGGACUUCAACGUCUGCCUCAAUUCCCGGUAUACUGCCAGUGGCAAGGAUGAAGAAAAAGAUUUCAGGCUCUACUUUGAUUUUGAGCACCUGAAGGAAUCUGCAUCUGUGAUCGAUCAGAGUCAGUUCUGGACAGACUGGGGGAAGUGGCACAAGAAGGAUCGACUGAAGAACCACUACACUGAAGACAUCAAGGUGACCCCCAUGAAACUUCGUGACGUCAAGGACACGCUGAUCAUGAGGAAGUUUGGGCAUGUUGAGCCGGAUAACUACUGGUCACGUGUGUGCGAGGGUGAGACGGAGGCCAUGAUCAAACGGCCAUGGCAUUUCUUGUGGAAGUCGCGCCGCUUGAUGGAGAUUGUGUCUGCCAUUGCCUCUCGAAUGAGUUGGGAUUUCGACUCGAUGCACGUCGUGAGAGGAGAGAAAGCCCAGAACACACAGCUGUGGCCAAACCUUGAUGCAGAUACCUCGCCAGAAAAUCUCCUUACGACACUCAAUGAUAAGGUUGGUGCCGGACGGUAUUUGUACAUUGCUACAGACGAGUCUGAUAAAUCCUUCUUCGACCCGCUGAAGAACAAGUAUAAGACGCGUUUCCUGGAUGAUUUCAAGGACCUUUGGGAUGAAAAUAGUGAAUGGUAUGCUGAAACUAAGGAGCUCAACAAUGGCAAUCCGGUGGAGUUCGAUGGUUACAUGAGGGUUGCAGUUGACACUGAGGUGUUCCUCAGGGGGAAGAGGAAGUUGGAGACAUUCAAUGACCUAACACGCGACUGCAAGGAUGGUGUCAAUACAUGCGCAGCCGCCUCCGGAAUAUCUGGUUGA
This is a messenger RNA of Triticum turgidum subsp. durum (durum wheat), 1893 nucleotides long. NCBI's taxonomy places the organism in Eukaryota, Viridiplantae, Streptophyta, Magnoliopsida, Poales, Poaceae. The record is from the annotation of a GenBank genome assembly.